Molecule: messenger RNA, 906 nt
Organism: Brenthis ino (lesser marbled fritillary)
Lineage: Eukaryota; Metazoa; Arthropoda; Insecta; Lepidoptera; Nymphalidae
Source: the annotation of a GenBank genome assembly
AUGUGUGUUCCAAGUGAAGUGGUCCUCGCUUGUGUGGCCCUUGCCUAUGGCCGCCCCGAACCUCCUGUAGGCUACAGCUAUUCCGCUCCGUCAAACAAAUACAUUCCAUCUGAAGGUUAUUCAUCUUCCUCUCUAGGAGGAUUCAGUGGCCUAUCUGGAAUUUCUGGUGGUCAUUCUUCUAGUUCUUCCAGUGGAUUAUCCUUAAGUGGUGGCUCCUCAUCUGGUGGUAUUUCAUUUUCUGGAAGCAGCCUUGGCGGUGGAUUCAAUGGAGGAUUUAGUGCAGGACUUGGAGGAGGAUUUAGUGGUGGAGACGCUAGUUUCGGUGCCAGUGGUGCUCCUCUUGUACAAAAACAUAUCUAUGUCCAUGUGCCUCCCCCAGAACCACAAGAACAGAGAGCUCCUCAAGCUGUCCCUGUUGCCCCUCCUCAAAAACACUACAAGAUCAUCUUCAUCAAGGCCCCAACCCCACCUACACCUGUAGCGCCCAUCAUUCCCCCUCUACCUCAAAACGAAGAGAAGACCCUUGUAUACGUCCUGGUUAAGAAACCCGAAGAACCAGCUGAUAUCGUUAUCCCUACACCCGCACCAACCCAGCCGGCCAAACCCGAAGUUUACUUCAUCAAGUACCAGACUCAAAAGUCUGGUGGUAUCGGAGGCGGUGCUAUUGGCGGCGGUGCUAACGGCGGUGGUAUUGGCGGUGGAUCCAUCAGCGGUGGUGACCUCAGCGGUAUCGGCUUAGGGUCCGGAAUCGAAGGCUCCGCUCUCGGAGGUGCAGGUGGUCAUGGUGGAGCUGAAAUCUCUGCUGACUUUGGUGCAAGCGGUGGUGAUGAAAGUGCAUCGAUCGGUGGACACGGUGCCACUAGCUCGCAGUACGGCCCGCCUGGUCAUGUUGCAGGACCUCUUCAU